GAAGGUGAAUGAAGGGGCGGAGAGCAAGGCAGGGGAGAGGCAUAAGAAGAACAGAGGACAAAAGAACAUCUCUCACUUCUGGAUCUACGCAGACACACCAAGAUGCAGAACCUCCAGGAUCAGGACGAUCUCAUCCCGAGGCCCCGGGGGAGUUUACCUAAGACGUGUGCUGCGGUGCUGUCUGCCAUGACAAUAGGAGGCGUCCUGUUUCUGUCUCCUGAAAGGUUAUUUGGAUGGGUUGCCAUGGUGAUACUCAUCCUGACCCUUGGCCCUCUGCUGCAUGGGCUCUGUAUGCUGGCAGAAGAGAUACUCUACCACUCAAAUACCAGGCACCGAGGCCGAGGGUGGAGCCAUGUGCUGCCGGCCUGUGGUCUGUGGGGGAAGACCCUGCUGGCUGCAGGGCUGGCAGGCCUUCUGCUCCACCUGGUCAGACAUCCUCUGCCGCACCAAGGCCAGAGCUGGAAACUCGUAUUUCUUGCCUCCAGCCUUUACCCCCUGUUGAGAAGCCUGGGAGUCCUGGGUCCGUCAGAGGUGGAGGUGUCAGCCCUCUGCGAGGGGAGGAAGAUGAACGUGGCCCACGGCCUGGCCUGGUCCUUCUACAUUGGAUACCUGCGCCUGGUGCUGCCACGUUUGGAUGACUCCAUCACAGCAUUUUGUGCCACCCAUCAGACCAGCAGCUUGGGUCGUGGCUCCAGGAAGCUCAUCAUCCUCAUACCUCUCAACGCUAACAUUUCUCACAAACUGAAUGAAGAAGACGACAGGAUCCUUUACUGUGACAACCUCCCCAACAAUGAGAUAGACAGGGCUGGAGUCCGGGGGCGGGUCUACAAGCACAGCGUCUACCAAGUAUUUGAUGACCAUAAAAAGGCCCAUGAGUGUGUGUUGGAGUAUGCCACGCCCCUGCUGACGCUGCACAGCAUGUCCCAGGAGAGCAGCGCGGGGUUCGGGGAGCCGGAGCGCAGACAGCAGGUGCUGCUCUUCUUCAGCACGCUGCAGGACAUCCUGGAGAACUCGCUGGAGUGCCGCAACUACUACAAGCUCAUCCUGCUCAACGAUGAGCACGAGGAAGACCCCCACUUCCUGUCCAAAGCUAUCCUCAGAAACUUGCAGCAGCAGGAGAAAGAGGAGUACUGCCUCACCCCGUCUCCUCAGCAGGAGAUGGUGAAUCCGUUCCCGAGCCAAUCGAGUUCCCGAGCAAGUGCUCCACCCAUCGAAGGUGACUGGCACCACCCUGAUCCAAUAAGCAGAGAGCCCACGCUCAUGUUCAGUCUGGACCCACCUCAUACUCUAAAGCAUCCUGAGGAGAACAGUCACCACUAUCCAGGGAAAUAAUGACACACACAGACACACACCCACACACACACUUGUAUGCUGAUGUGACAAGUGUGUGAGGCUGUCAAGCAAGCUAUCCGGAGAGGUAACCAAACAAAAAGCAAAACGUAACCAGCUGGUUUGUAGCACAAGGCUCUGUGCAUCAAUCACAUCAUAAACUAAUCUCAACAGUGACCAAACACACUAUUGUGCAUGUAAAACUAUACAAAUAGCAUUGAUACUAUGCCCGUCUGUAGCCAAUAAAGGCCCUCCAGCAAUCA
Trematomus bernacchii (emerald rockcod) is the source of this 1592-nucleotide messenger RNA. It is a transcript of the gene sting1, whose product is annotated as stimulator of interferon response cGAMP interactor 1. The transcript is spliced from 7 exons. Lineage: Eukaryota; Metazoa; Chordata; Actinopteri; Perciformes; Nototheniidae. Gene Ontology annotation, biological process: activation of innate immune response; innate immune response; autophagosome assembly. Gene Ontology annotation, cellular component: autophagosome; endoplasmic reticulum membrane. Bases 103 to 1332 code for a protein of 409 amino acids. Gene Ontology annotation, molecular function: cyclic-di-GMP binding; 2',3'-cyclic GMP-AMP binding. The record is from RefSeq and is a predicted model, not a curated record.